Molecule: messenger RNA, 505 nt
Organism: Megachile rotundata (alfalfa leafcutting bee)
Lineage: Eukaryota; Metazoa; Arthropoda; Insecta; Hymenoptera; Megachilidae
Product: chromosome transmission fidelity protein 8 homolog
Biological process (GO): mitotic sister chromatid cohesion
Cellular component (GO): Ctf18 RFC-like complex
Source: RefSeq, a predicted model, not a curated record
AAUUUAUACUUACAUGUGAUAUACGCACAUAGGACCAACAUAGUAUUUGCCGCCAAAACAAUCAGUAUGAUUAUACCCAUAAAAAGAGAUGGCGAACUCGAAGAAUGGGCAAUUAUUGAAUUACAAGGUGAUUUAAAAUUUGACUCCCCUGAUGUUACAAAUAAAUAUAUUGGAGAUUUACACUUUUUGAAAACUGGUACACCAAUAUUUAUAAUUGGUAUUCAUGUAUUACAUGGAAAAGAAGUACCACUUCCAAAACCAUUUGCAGUUUUAAUAAAGAAAAACACAGAACAUGCUUCUGAAAUAAAAACUGAAUAUAAUGUGAAAGCCAUUGUAAGAAAAAAAUUAAUUUUUAGAACAAGGCCAAAACCUAUUAUAACAAAUGUUCCACGGAGUAGUUGAAUUUACAUACACAUAGCAUAAUAUGAUCUACUAAAUUUAUACAAUUUUGAAUAAUUUAUCAUAAUGUACACUAUUAAUAAAUAAAUUUAAAUGAAUUUUGAAA